Saccostrea echinata is the source of this 1752-nucleotide messenger RNA. RefSeq lists its product as uncharacterized. The record is from RefSeq and is a predicted model, not a curated record. NCBI's taxonomy places the organism in Eukaryota, Metazoa, Mollusca, Bivalvia, Ostreida, Ostreidae. The transcript is spliced from 2 exons. Bases 1 to 1752 code for a protein of 583 amino acids.
AUGCGACACAUGUCAGAGUCUGUGUUUGUGGGACUGUGUCGUAUAGUUGGAACAUCACAACAGGUGGCCAUGAGACGGGAUAUUGCGGACAUCCGUGAAAUUAUGUCACAGCAAAGAAGUAGUCAGUUCAUUAUGAUUUUGAGCGGAAGUAAAAGAGAGGGUUUCAGACUGUUGGGAUCUGAUGAGGAUAGGAUGACCUGGAGUGAAAACAAUCGAGUGAUUUGGGAAUUCUCACAGUCUAGGCAUUAUAACUUGUCCAGAGAAGUACUGAUUCUUACUGAUAGCUCUGAUAGCCCACCAGGAUUUACUCUUCUCCGGUUACUUACACCAAGAGCUGACAUAAAUAUUAGGUGUGCAUGUGUCAAAAUGAAUGAAAGGCUUUAUAUAUCUAGCUCGUUUUACAGAUUGAUCAUGUUUAGGUCGAAAUACCCCAAUUACACUACACAUAUACAUGGACCGUGCAGUAGUGGGAACGUAUUUGGAAAGGAAUAUGAUAUUGCCAACUGUUUUGUCAGUGACUUUUGGCCUCCCUUAGCCUCCUCUUGGAUCAACAGAUGUCAUUUUUGGCCUCAUCUUCAAGUUGUCCGUGACAUAGUUAGAAAUGGAUGUCAUUUCGUAGCAAUAGGACACAAACUAGGUAAUCAUGAAGAUAAAGAAUGGAGAAUUUCUUUUUCUGUGGCAGAACAAAAACUUGCGUACUCAAUGAACCACUCUCAAUUUUUAACUUAUGGUUUAUUGAAAGUGUAUUUGAAAGAAGUAAUUAACAAUGAUGUAAGUAGUGAAGAUAAAUUACUUUGUUCCUAUCACAUGAAAACAGCAGUUUUCUGGGUACUUCAGCAAAACUUAUUGUCUAACUGGUGUCAACAAACUUUCCUUGAAGGCUUCUGGAUCUGCUUUAAAAUAAUUCUUAAAUGGGUGUAUGAGGGGGUUUGUCCAAACUUUUUCAUUCCACAGAACAACAUGUUUCUGAGUAAAAUCCAUGGAGAAGCACAACUAAUUUUAUUUUUACGCUUGUAUACAUUAUAUGAGAGAGGUAUUGCAUGCCUUUUACAGAGUCCUUCUAUCAGAUCCUGUGUUGUAAAUGCCCUUUGUAAUCCAACACUAUUUAUUUGUACAAAUGAAAUGACUUUAAUUCCUGAAUAUACAAUUGAUGCAGAAAUAUUUACUGAGCUAAUUAAAAUUAAUUUAUGUUACACCACAACCCUAAGGCAUAGUGUAAACGCCCUGAAAGCAGUAGAGCGGUUGAUGAUAAAAUCACACCUUAUGCAGUAUCACGUUCCAUAUUUACAAAGACUUGUAGCCUUGAUACUGAGAAAAACUGCUUUUAUAUUGCACGGCAUGUACACUAAAACGUGUUCUAACAAAAGGAGUGAGACAAGUAUGCGGCACAUGUCCGAGUCUGUGUUUGAGGGGAUGUGUCGUAUUGUAGGAACUUCGAAUCAGGUGGCCAUGAGAAGAGAUAUGGCAGACAUUCGUGACUUGAUGUUGAACCAAGCAAGGACCGAUGACCAGACCUGUAUGAUAAUGAGUGGAAGUAAUGGAGAGGGAAUGAGACUGUUAGAGUUUGAUUUAGAUACCAUGGCCUGGAGUGAUAAAGAUCAAGUGAAUUCGGACUUGUCUCAGACUAGGUUAUAUAUCUUGUCCAGACAAGUACUGAUUCUUACUGAUAGUUCUGAUAGUCCAAAAGGAUUUACUUUACUGCAGUUACUUAUACCAAGAGCAGACAAAUUCAGUUAUCAUGUGUCAGAAUGA